Messenger RNA from Microdochium trichocladiopsis, 456 nucleotides. RefSeq lists its product as uncharacterized. The annotation marks the transcript as partial. NCBI's taxonomy places the organism in Eukaryota, Fungi, Ascomycota, Sordariomycetes, Xylariales, Microdochiaceae. The transcript is spliced from 3 exons. The record is from RefSeq and is a predicted model, not a curated record.
AUGCUUAAGAUUCUCCAACCCUUUUCGGACAUUAUACGAGAUCUGCCGGCAGGCUUCUUGAUCCUUGGGGCCAUUGCCUUCGUAGCCUCCUUCCCACCCUUUUUCGGCCAUGAGAUCAUUGCUGUAUUGUGCGGUGCGGCCUACGGUCUAUGGGUAGGGUUUGCGAUCAUGGCGGUCAGUACGAUACUUGGCGAAGUCGGCACAUGGCUGUUAUUUCAGAGAUCCUUCAAACGACGAUCUUUAACACUCGAAUGCACGAGCCUUAAAUAUGGCUCGCUGACCCGCAUAGUCCGCGAAGGCGGUUUCUUGCUCGUCCUUUUCACUCGCCUCUCCGCGAUACCACCGCACUUCUCGACCGCAUUCCUCUCGACCUGCAACAUCAGGUUCUGGCAGUUUACGCUUACAGCGGCCUUGACGCUGCCGAAGCAACUUGCUCUCGUCUACCUCGGCUCUCUG